Molecule: messenger RNA, 1410 nt
Organism: Toxotes jaculatrix (banded archerfish)
Lineage: Eukaryota; Metazoa; Chordata; Actinopteri; Toxotidae
Product: olfactomedin-4-like
Exons: 5
Coding region: 37-1410 (457 amino acids)
Biological process (GO): signal transduction
Source: RefSeq, a predicted model, not a curated record
CACAGAGGAGACACUCAAGAGGUAAACUGACACACGAUGCUGUCAAUUCUACUGCAACUCCUCCUGGUCUUCAGUCCUGCUUUUGCCUGGAUUCCAGUGGUAGACUGGGAGUCUGGCAAUGUGACUGCAUCAGUGGGUGAGUCAGGUCAGUGUGUUUGUCAUGUGUAUCUGCCUGACACCACCUUCCCUGCUGACCGGGUUCAGCACAUGCAACAGGUCAGCAAGGAACUGAUCCUGGAAGUGGAAAUCCAAAUGAACAAGAUGGUGAGCUAUGAGGGUAAACUGGAGAUCUAUUUGAAAGAGCUGAUGGACCUGACUGUCAGAGUGGCCAUGCUGGAGAGCAAUCCUGACAAAUACAUCAAACUGGACUUUGAGCUGCUCAGGAUUGAGCUCAGAGAGUUUGAGGCUCUGGUGUCGCAGCUCAAAGACUCUCUCAACUCCUCCUCGCCCAUGUUCGACAGUCUGUACAGCGAGAUACACAACAUGACACUCAUUGUGAACCAACUGGAAACUUAUGACAAGAGCAACCUGGAGGUGAUCCGCUUAGAGUUUGCCAAGCUGCAGAAGAAGCUGGAGGAGUGCCAGAAGGACCAGGAGUUCUUCACUCCAGAUAUUGGCAACUGCAAUCACACAGGAAUCAUGAGCAUGAGCAAACCCACUGUGGUCCAACUAAAUGCUCAUUUGAAUGCAGGUUACCAGUAUGGGGGCUGGGGGAAAGACUCCAAGCCUGUUCGAGGCUAUGAGUCAAUGUACUUCUAUGGUGCGUACAGCACUCCCUCAGUGCAUGACUUCUACUUGUACAAUAACUAUGAAAAGCUGAUUCUCCGGUCUGCAUUCAAACAGCAUGACAUACCAAGAGGGUGGGAAGGUGCUGGUAACAAUUACAUUGUUCAUGGCAACACCAUAUAUUACCAGAUCAACACACCUUUCAGUAUGGCCAAGCUGAAUCUGACUAGUUCCAAAUAUGACUACAGAGUGAUCCCAGCUGCCAGUCAAAGGUUCACAUACAGUUACUCAAACAAUCAGAACUUGGACUUUGCAGCUGAUGAAAAUGGCUUGUGGGUAAUGUAUGCCUCAGAGAACAGCAAGGGUAAAAUUGUCCUUGCAAAGCUAGAUGAGAAGUCUUUUGGCAUUGCGGAUGAGUGGGAAACCGGUGCGUUCAAGCAACUGGCUGGCAAUGCUUUCAUGGCCUGUGGAGUCAUGUACGCCACCAGGUCAGUAGAUCUGAACACAGAGGAGAUCUACUAUGCAUUCAACACCAAGACCAGAGAGGAGAAACACCUCAAUAUUCGCUUCCAGAAGUUCCAGGAGACAUACACCAACCUCGACUACAACCCCACUGAUCAGAAGCUCUACAUGUACAACAAUGGCUACUAUGUGUCCUAUAGUGUGAAGUUUAACAGACAGUGA